This is a messenger RNA of Urocitellus parryii (Arctic ground squirrel), 1894 nucleotides long. It is a transcript of the gene Tnfrsf11b, whose product is annotated as TNF receptor superfamily member 11b. The record is from RefSeq and is a predicted model, not a curated record. Gene Ontology annotation, biological process: signal transduction. Gene Ontology annotation, molecular function: protein binding. Lineage: Eukaryota; Metazoa; Chordata; Mammalia; Rodentia; Sciuridae.
GGAAACCUCAGGGCCAGCCGCGGAGACAGCUGCCGCCUUGUUCCGCAGCCCGGUGGCUUUUCUCCCCGCCCCCCCUUCCCCUCUUUGCAGAGACCAGACAUCCCCGCCCUCCCCCACCCCUGCCCCACCUCUCAGGGGAUUCUUUCCGCCCCGGCUCUGAAAGCGUUAACCCGGGAGCUUUUCGCGGCCCCGCACCCCACCCCCCAAUCCCCACCGCCCGCUCCCGCCCAAGGUUCCUAAAAAGGGAAGGUGCAAAGUUUGGUCCAGGACAAAGAAAUGACUGAUCAAAGCCAGCGAGACUUCCUGUUGCUGGAACGUUAUAUAAAACGUCACCAACGCAGUGGCUGCCGAGAAGCACCUAGCGUUGCUGGCCCMGCCGCUGCCACCGCCGCCGCCGCCUCCCAGCGCCUGAGGUUUCCCGGGGACCACAAUGAACAAGUGGCUGUGCUGCGCGCUCGUGUUCCUGGACAUCUCUAUUAAAUGGACCACCCAGGAAACUUUUCCUCCAAAGUACCUUCAUUAUGAUCCAGAAACCUCUCGCCAGCUCAUGUGUGACAAAUGUCCUCCUGGCACCUACCUAAAGCAACACUGUACUGCGAGGCGAAAGACCGUGUGCACCCCUUGCCCUGACCACUACUACACAGACAGCUGGCACACCAGUGACGAGUGUCUGUACUGCAGCUCAGUGUGCAAGGAGCUGCAGUAUGUCAAACAGGAGUGCAAUCGCACCCACAACCGUGUGUGCGAGUGUGAGGAAGGGCGCUACCUCGAGGUAGAGUUCUGCUUGAAGCACAGGAGCUGUCCCCCUGGAUUUGGAGUGGUGCAAGCUGGAACCCCGGAGCGAAAUACGGUUUGCAAAAGAUGUCCAGAUGGGUUCUUCUCCAAUGAGACGUCCUCUAAAGCUCCCUGUAGAAAACACACAAACUGCAGCAUAUUUGGUCUCUUGCUAACUCAGAAAGGAAAYGCGACGCAUGACAAUGUAUGUUCUGCAAACAACGAAUCGACCCAAAAAUGUGGAAUAGAUGUCACCCUGUGUGAAGAGGCAUUCUUCAGGUUUGCUGUUCCUACGAAAUUUACCCCUAAUUGGCUCAGCAUCCUGGUAGACAAUUUGCCAGGAACCAAAGUAAAUGCAGAAAGUGUUGAGAGGAUAAAGCGGCGGCACAGCUCACAAGAACAAACUUUCCAGCUGCUGAAGUUAUGGAAGCAUCAAAACAAAGACCAAGAUAUGGUCAAGAAGAUCAUCCAAGAUAUUGACCUCUGUGAAAAUGGUGUGCAGCGGCAUAUUGGGCACGCAAACCUCACCUUUGAGCAGCUUCGAAGCUUGAUGGAAAGCUUACCGGGGAAGAAAGUUGGAAUAGAAGACAUCGAAAGAACAAGAAAGACAUGCAAAUCAAGUGAGCAACUCCUGAAGCUGCUCAGCUUAUGGCGAAUAAAAAAUGGCGACCAGGACACCUUGAAAGGCCUGAUGCAUGCGCUCAAGCUCUUGAAAACAUACCACUUCCCCAAAACUGUCACACACAGCCUGAAGAAGUCCAUCCGGUUCCUUCACAGCUUCACGAUGUACAGAUUGUACCAGAAGCUAUUUUUAGAAAUGAUAGGCAACCAAGUCCAAUCAGGAAAAAUAAGCUGCUUAUAACCGGACUCACAAUGGGCCAGAUCUGAUGGAUAAGUAGACUGUUUCUCAGGCAUUGAAGGGGUACAGUGAUUUCUUUCUCAUCACUAAUGGCUAAUUUUGCCACAGGGCACUAAAAGCAACUAUGAUGUAAAGAAAGAACUAAUGUCUCCUGAAAACUUCCCCAAUAAACCCCAAAUAAUUGAUCCAACUGUCAGGAUUGGCCCAGUGUCCACUGACUGUAUGUUCCCAUGUUACUGCUUACAGUAAUUUAACUGGAAA